GAACUGGCAAAGUCAAUGGAAAAAAAUCCAGGAAGUGACUCUAGUUACACAAGAUUAAUCUUCUUCACUCCAGAUCUGAGAUGUCCAGUCCGGUGGUGCGGGUGCAGCCGGUGAGCAGGGUGCAGGGGUCUGGAGAGUGGAGUACUGGCUUGUGUGAAUGCUACAAAGACAUGGGAGACUGUUGUUUCGCUCUCUGCUGCCUCCCGGUGUUCACCUGCAGAGUGACCCAUGCUCUGGGGGUCUGUCCCUGCCUGCCUCUGCUGGACUGCCUGGGCUGUGUUCCCCCCGCCUCCCUGGCCAUGAGGGCUUCUGUCCGGGAGCGAUACGGCAUCAAGGGCAGCGUGUGGAGUGACUGCGUGCUGGGCUGCUGCUGCUACCCGCUCUCCUGGCUCCAGAUCUCCAGAGAGUUGAAGAGGAGAGCGGCCACCCACGCCUCCUCUUCCUCCUCUUCUGCCUCACUAACCACAGUUAGGUACACCGCGCUCCGGAGCACACGGGGGGAGCACUUGGUCUAG
Molecule: messenger RNA, 515 nt
Organism: Periophthalmus magnuspinnatus
Lineage: Eukaryota; Metazoa; Chordata; Actinopteri; Gobiiformes; Gobiidae
Product: cornifelin homolog B-like
Exons: 4
Coding region: 81-515 (144 amino acids)
Source: RefSeq, a predicted model, not a curated record